Molecule: messenger RNA, 2302 nt
Organism: Lepus europaeus (European hare)
Lineage: Eukaryota; Metazoa; Chordata; Mammalia; Lagomorpha; Leporidae
Gene: EPS8L1
Product: EPS8 signaling adaptor L1
Exons: 19
Coding region: 28-2130 (700 amino acids)
Biological process (GO): regulation of Rho protein signal transduction; positive regulation of ruffle assembly; Rho protein signal transduction
Cellular component (GO): plasma membrane; vesicle; ruffle membrane
Molecular function (GO): actin binding
Source: RefSeq, a predicted model, not a curated record
GUGGCAGGAGCCCCCCUUCUCAGCGCCAUGAGCACCUCUACUGGCCCAGAGGCCGCCCCCAAGCCGAGUGCCAAGUCCAUCUAUGAACAGAGGAAGCGGUACUCCACGGUGGUCAUGGCCGACGUGUCCCAGUACCUGGUCAAUCACCUGGUGACCUUCUGCCUGGGGGAGGAGGACGGCGUGCACACGGUGGAGGACGCCGCGAGGAAGCUGGCCGCCAUGGACAGCCAGGGCCGCGUCUGGGCGCAGGAGAUGCUGCUGCGGGUGUCCCCCGGCCACGUGGCGCUGCUCGACCCGGCCUCCAAGGAGGAGCUCGAGUCGUACCCGCUGGGCGCCGUGCUGCGCUGCGACGCCGUGACGCCGCCGGGCCGCGGCCGCGCGCUGCUGCUGCUGGUGUGCCAGGAGCCUGAGCGCGCGCAACCCGACGUGCACUUCUUCCAGGGCCUGCGCCUCGGGGCGGAGCUGAUCCGAGAGGACAUCCAGGGCGCUCUGCAGAAUUUCCGCUCCGGCCGCGGGGAGCGCAGGGCGGCGGCGCUCAGGGCCACCCAGGAGGAGCUGCAGCGCGGACCCGCGCCCGCCGCCGAGACCCCGCCCCUGCAGCGCCGCCCGUCGGUCCGCGCCGUGGUCAGCGCGGCGGGGCCGGCCGUGGAGCGCGCGCGACCCCGGGAGGGGCCCAUCCCCGAGGCGGAGGAGGCGCAGGCGCCCGGCCCCGCCGACCACCCCGCGGACGCGGGCCCCAGGGGUCCCGACCUGGCGUCUCUGCAGGCCGAGCGCGAAGUGGACAUCCUGAACCACGUGUUCGACGACGUGGAGAGCUUCGUGGCGCGGCUGCAGAAGUCCGCCGAGGCGGCCCGCGUGCUGGAGCACCGCGAGCGCGGCCGCAGGACCCGGCGGCGCGCGUCCGGGGAGGGCCUGCUGACGCUGCGGGCCAGGCCGCCCACGGAGGCCGAGUACGCGGCGGUGCUGCAGAAGAUCAAGUACGCCUUCAGCCUGCUGGCCCGGCUGCGCGGCCACAUCGCCAACCCGUCCUCGGCGGAGCUGCUGCACUUCCUGUUCGGGCCGCUGCAGAUGAUCGUGGACACGUCGGGCGGCCCCGAGCUCGCGAGCGGCGUGCGUAGGCCGCACCUGACCUCCGAGGCGGUGGCGCUGCUGCGGGACAACGUCACUCCGCGUGAACACGCGCUCUGGACCUCGCUCGGGGACGCGUGGACCCGCCCAGGGCUGGAGCUGCCCCCGGAGGAGGGACCCCCGUACAGCCCCGAGUUCUGCAGCGGCUGGGAGCCCCCGGCCACCGACCUGCAGGGCCGCGCCUGGGAGGACCCGGUGGAGAGGCAGCUGCGGCACGAGCGGCGGCGCCGGCAGCAAAGCGCCCCCAGGGCCGCUGUCAACGGCCACCAGGAUCCCGAGCAGGAAGCCGAGCCCGCGGGGCGGUGGGUCCUGUGUGCCUACGACUUCCAGGCCCGCAAUGGCAGCGAGCUGUCCAUCCAGCAGGGGGACGUGCUCCAGGUCCUGGAUGACCGGCGCAAGUGGUGGAAGGUCCGGGACCCCCGGGGGCAGGAGGGAUACGUGCCUUAUAACAUCCUGACCCCCCACCCCGGGCCGGGCGGGGACAGCGGCCAGCACCCGGCCCCGCCCCCGGACAGUGCGCCCCCCGCCCCGCGGGCCCCGGCCCCUGCCCGGCCACGCUGGAACAGCUGCGACAGCCUGGACAACUUGGACGCCAGCGAGAAGGAGAGGUUCUCCCAGAUGCUCAGCGUGCACGAGGAGCUGCAGGCGCGCCUGGCCCAGGGCCGCCCGGGGCCCAGCCGCACCGCCCCGGGGCCCAGCCGCACCGCCGAGCCGCAGCUCAGCCCGCGGUCAGACGCGGCGGAGGUCCGCGCCUGGCUGCAGGCCAAGGGCUUCAGCUCGGGGACCGUGGAAGCGCUGGGGACGCUGACCGGCGCGCAGCUGUUCUCGCUGCAGAAGGAGGAGCUGCGGGCCGCGAGCCCCGAGGAGGGGGCGCGCGUGUACAGCCAGGUCACGGUGCAGCGCGCGCUGCUCGAGGACGGGGCGAAGCCGUCGGAGCUGGAGGCAGUGAUGCAGAAGCAAAAAAGGAAGGUGGAUGGCAACGUGGGCUCGGAGGUCAUUUGAGCUUUCUUGGCCCCCGCUGCGAGAGGUGACCACGCGACUACAGGAUCCCCGCCGAAGGUCGGGGGCCCGGGCCUCCCCACCCCGGGGGCAGACUGGACGGACAGUCCUGGCCGCCAAGCCCUCGCGCGGGUGGGAGUGACAGGGCACGCUACGGGCAGCCCCUCGGUGGCGG